Messenger RNA from Paramecium tetraurelia, 637 nucleotides. RefSeq lists its product as uncharacterized. The record is from RefSeq and is a predicted model, not a curated record. Gene Ontology annotation, biological process: translation. NCBI's taxonomy places the organism in Eukaryota, Ciliophora, Oligohymenophorea, Peniculida, Parameciidae. Gene Ontology annotation, molecular function: structural constituent of ribosome. The transcript is spliced from 2 exons. Gene Ontology annotation, cellular component: ribosome.
UUUUUUUUUUAAAAAGUAUUAUGAUUCAUCUAGGUGGGUCACCUUAAUGGAGAGGUGAAAACAUACAACUUAGCAGACUAGAGUACUGCAGCUGAAUUAAUGAACGUUUUGAACUCUGAAUUAGCAUGUCAAGUUCAAUUGGUUUAAUCUGGAGAAUUAGUCAAUGCAUCCUCAAUUUUGGCAGGAGAAAGAAUCUACUAUGUCACCGUUGACGCAGAAGGAGGUAAGAAAAAGAAGAAAAAGAAGAAGAACUUUGCCAAGCCCAAAAAGAAGAAGCACCGACACCGAAAAGUUAAGUUGGCUACCCUUAAAUUAUACAACGUUGAUAAUAAGGGUGUCGUCCAAAGAUCUCAUAAAUAAUGUCCUUAAUGCCCAUAAGGUGUUUACAUGGCCAAGCAUUUUGAUAGACAUUAUUGUGGUACAUGCCAUUAAACUUUCAGAAUGGACGAAGCAACAAUUAAAGCCAACUUAGAAGCAAUCAAAAAAUAAUAAGCUGCCAAAGCUGCUGCCGCUGCUGCUGCUGCUCCAGCUGCUGGUGCAGACAAAGGCGCUGCUGGAGGAAAAAAAGGCAAGAAGAAGUGAAACAUAUCAUCUAGUAUAUUAAUAAAGAAUUUAAUAAAUUAAUAAAAUCUCAAAA